Molecule: messenger RNA, 345 nt
Organism: Staurois parvus
Lineage: Eukaryota; Metazoa; Chordata; Amphibia; Anura; Ranidae
Source: the annotation of a GenBank genome assembly
ACCUCUAUCAUCAGUGCCACCUGCCAGUGCCACAGUGCCACAUCAAUGCCACAUAUCAGUGCCCAUCUGAGCUGCCUUUCAGUGUUGCCUAUCAGUGCCAGUCAGUGCCACCUAUCAAUGCCAGUCAGUGCCACCUAUCAGUGCUGCCAAUCAGUGCCAUCUAUCAGUGCCAAUCAGUGCUGCCUAUCAGUGCCCUGCCAGUCAGUGCCACCUAACAGUGCCAGUCAGUGCCACCUAUCAAUGCCAGUCAGUGCCACCUAUCAGUGCUGCCAAUCAGUGCCAUCUAUCAGUGCCAAUCAGUGCAGUGCCCGUCAGUGCCGCCUAUUAGUGCCGCCUAACAGUGCC